AAAGAGGCGUGUUUUGUCUAGUGUUGUUAUGCAACGUUACAGUAGCUAUAUAACUCUACUUAAAAUAAUUAUCCAGCUAACUAGCUAGCUAUCUAAAGAUGUCGUUUUACAGAAGUGCCGUUUGGUUCGUUAAAGGACUUCAAGAAUACACAAAAAGCGGAUAUGAAGCAGCAGCUAAGCAGUUUAAUACUGGGGACCUGGACGUGAACCUGAGUGGCAGGUCUUUUGUAAUCACUGGGGCCAACAGCGGCAUUGGAAAAGCUACAGCCCAUGAAAUAGCCAAAAGAGGAGGGAUUGUCCACCUGGUGUGUCGUAACAAGGAACGGGCACAGGAGGCGAAAGAGGAGAUAGUGGAACAUAGUAAAAACCAGAAUGUCCAUGUUCACAUAGUUGACAUGUCUAGUGCAAGACAAGUGUGGGAGUUUGCAGAGAGCUUCUCAAAAAGCAACAGCAUUCAUGUACUGAUCAACAAUGCAGGGUGUAUGGUAAACCAGAAAGAGCUGACAGAGGAAGGUGUAGAGAAGAACUUUGCUACUAACACUCUCGGUACCUUCAUCCUAACCACAGCGUUGAUACCAGCCCUGAAACAGGCACAGGACCCACGAGUGAUCACAGUGUCUUCAGGGGGCAUGCUGGUCCAGAAGAUGAAUGUAGACGACCUGCAGUCUGAGAAGGGGACGUUCGACGGCACUAUGGCCUACGCUCAGAAUAAAAGACAACAGGUGAUACUGACCGAGAGAUGGGCGUCCCAGCAUAAAGAGAUCCACUUCUCAUCAAUGCACCCUGGCUGGGCUGAUACUCCAGCUGUCCAGUUGUCCAUGCCUGACUUCCAUGCUAAGAUGAAGAACAAGCUGCGUACGGAGUCCAUGGGGGCCGACACGGUGGUGUGGCUGGCCAUCUCAGCAGUGGCCUCCAACCAGCCAAGUGGACUCUUCUUCCAGGACCGAAUGGCGGUGCCCACACACCUUCCGCUGGCUUUAUCCAGGUCCUCUCCGGCCGAUGAGGAGAAGCUGCAGGCAAUACUGGAGCAGCUCGCACACAAGUUCAAACCUUGACCUCUCCUACAGCGGUCAAAAGGUUAUGAACAGACAGACCCUCCAGCCCACGUGUCCGUUGACAAACACUCCUCAUUAUAGAUAUGCACUGUAUAAAGCGGACAUAGCGGUAAUAUUUUUACAACCAUUUUCUAUCAAAGUGUAGCCACACAGAACAUUUUAAUGGCUCAUGUUUGGGCUAGAGGCCUUCACUGGUCGUUCUGAAAUGGACCUGCGGCUUUCCCAUCCAGACCUGAUAUGCAUAAAUUUCUCCCAAAAAAUAUAGAGGCCCGUUCCCGAAAGGACCCGUGGACAACUAGACCCGUUCCGUAUAGACCUGGUCCGAUCCAGACCCGGUCCGUUCCGAGUAAGACAAGCAGCAGAAAAGUCCAUUUUUAAGAUACUUUAUUAGCCGGAGCUGAUAAAAAGGGGAGGUAGAGAGAAGUGACGCUCUAGCAGGGGCCGUGCUGUGUGUGUGAGCGAGUGACAUGAGGAGGAAGGAG
This is a messenger RNA of Salvelinus sp. IW2-2015, 1537 nucleotides long. RefSeq names its product dehydrogenase/reductase (SDR family) member 12 (gene dhrs12). NCBI's taxonomy places the organism in Eukaryota, Metazoa, Chordata, Actinopteri, Salmoniformes, Salmonidae. The record is from RefSeq and is a predicted model, not a curated record.